ACUACUGCUCCUACAACAACUACUGCUGAUACUACGUCAACUACUGCUCCUACAACAACUACUGCUCCUACAAAAACUACUGCUGAUACUACGUCAACUACUGCUCCUACAACAACUACUGCUCCUACAACAACUACUGCUCCUACAACAACUACUGCUCCUACAACAACUACUGCUCCUACAACAACUACUGCUCCUACAACAACUACUGCUGAUACUACGUCAACUACUGCUCCUACAACAACUACUGCUCCUACAACAACUACUGCUCCUACAACAACUACUGCUGAUACUACGUCAACUACUGCUCCUACAACAACUACUGCUCCUACAACAACUACUGCUGAUACUACGUCAACUACUGCUCCUACAACAACUACUGCUGAUACUACGACAACUACUGCUCCUACAACAACUACUGCUGAUACUACGUCAACUACUGCUCCUACAACAACUACUGCUCCUACAACAACUACUGCUCCUACAACAACUACUGCUGAUACUACGUCAACUACUGCUCCUACAACAACUACUGCUCCUACAACAACUACUGCUGAUACUACGUCAACUACUGCUCCUACAACAACUACUGCUCCUACAACAACUACUGCUGAUACUACGACAACUACUGCUCCUACAACAACUACUGCUCCUACAACAACUACUGCUGAUACUACUACAACAACUACUGCUCCUACAACAACUACUGCUACUACGACAACUACUGCUCCUACAACAACUACUGCUGAUACUACAACAACUACUGCUCCUACAACAACUACUGCUCCUACAACAACUACUGCUGAUACUACGUCAACUACUGCUCCUACAACAACUACUGCUCCUACAACAACUACUGCUCCUACAACAACUACAACUACUGCUCCUACAACAACUACUGCUGACACUACGACAACUACUGCUCCUACAACAACUACUGCUGAUACUACGACAACUACUGCUCCUACAACAACUACUGCUCCUACAACAACUACUGCUCCUACAACAACUACUGCUCCUACAACAACUACUGCUCCUACAACAACUACUGCUCCUACAACAACUACUGCUCCUACAACAACUACUGCUGAUACUACGUCAACUACUGCUCCUACAACAACUACUGCUCCUACAACAACUACUGCUGAUACUACGACAACUACUGCUCCUACAACAACUACUGCUCCUACAACA
This is a messenger RNA of Oncorhynchus nerka (sockeye salmon), 1194 nucleotides long. RefSeq names its product mucin-2-like. The record is from RefSeq and is a predicted model, not a curated record. The annotation marks the transcript as partial. Lineage: Eukaryota; Metazoa; Chordata; Actinopteri; Salmoniformes; Salmonidae. The transcript is spliced from 3 exons.